AUGCCGGCCCUUCAGCUCUUUGGUCGAAAAUGGCUGGCAGCUACGGAUGACAUGGUCUUCCCAGGUUUUUUCGAAUUUUUAUUACGUUUAUUAUGGCUGACCUUAUUAUCUUGUGCCACGUCGAGAUACUACCCUUUAACGUACGAAUGUAACACCGGUGGUGAUUUCGUUAGAUUUUAUUUAAUAGGAAUGUUGACAAUAUUAGCACUCGUUAUGUUUACAUUAAUAAUAUUAAUUAAUAGAAGCGCACAAGGAGCCAUAACGGAUACAAAUGCAAGACGAUUCGUACCACAUAUAGUAGCCUUUAAGGUUUUCUUAUUAUUACCCGAAGUAGGUUUAAACAUAAUGGGAACGAUAUGGGCAUUAAGUAGUUUAAUAGACUGCGACGUAGAAAAAUUUACCUGUCACGUAAUCGAAGGUUUAAUAGUAUUCGAUUGGGGUCUAUUUGCCCUAUCUAUAUUCGGUUUGGCAUUUGUUUUCGAUCCAAUAGGUUCGACGUCAUACUACGAAAAAUUAAAUAACACGGAUGCCAACAUAGAAUCGAUAAAACAUAGGAAAACCACACGACUUUGGAUCAAAAGGUUCAGAUGGUUUUUUUGUUGGGUUCGUAAGGAUGCACAUUGUCACGAAGCAUUUCAACAAGUGGCAGCUUUGCUCAGCGUUAUUUUUCGGAGUACGGAUUUGGUACCAUCGGAUAUAAUUGCCGGUUGCGUUUUGUUACGCGUUAAACAAAAGAGGAAAACUCGGGAAGUGAGGAGACUUCAAUUGAAAUCCGACAAACAACCACGAACAAGUUCGGACAUACGUGAAAUAUUCGCUUCGGCCCCCCAAUGGAUGUGUUUGAAAAAAGCCAAACAUUAUCUUAAUCUAUCGAUAGCCGCUUACGGUUGGCCUUAUCUCAUGUAUAAAUAUUGUGCGACCGGUAUAUUCAGACUCCUACCGGAAAUGAUGUGUUGUUUUUGUUUUAGAGUGAAAUCAACGUUUGUUACAAACGAUAAUUGUUGUUUGUGUAAUUUGGCGGGUGUUAAAUACAUGUCGAAAAUUCCAGAAGAAGAUAUUUUAUUUGCAUCGUUUAGAAAUCACGUUUUCGAAAUACCUUUUUGCGUCAUAGCACAUCAUAAAACGAAUAGCAUAGUGAUAGCGAUAAGAGGUUCGAUUUCUCUUAGGGAUAUUUUCACGGAUUUAACGGCGGGAGCGGAAAAAUUUGUCGCGGAUGGUAUUCCACCGGAUAGCAUGGCACAUAAGGGCAUGAUGGCGGGUGCUAAAUAUUUAAAAAGACGUUUAGAUGAAGUCAGCGUUUUGGAAAGAGCAUUUGCCAUGUACCCGCAAUACGAUUUAAUAAUAACCGGUCACAGUUUAGGAGCAGGUGUUGGUGUAUUGUUAGCAUUAAUGUUGCGUCCGACGUAUCCAGAACUCAAAGUGUAUGCUUUUGCGACUCCAGCUGGUCUUCUUAGCAGGGAAGCUGCAAAAUAUACGGAAAGUUUUGUUUUUACCGUCGGAGUUGGAGAUGAUUUUGUUAUGAGGCUAAGCGUCGACAGCGCAGAAAAUUUAAGAUGUAAAAUAUUACAAGUGUUAUCAGCAUGCAGAUUACCCAAGUAUCGCAUAAUGAUAAACGGAUUCGGUUAUGCAUUAUUUGGCAUACCAUCGAGAGAUUUAGAAUCUACUUGGCGUAACGACAUGUCAACAACGGCACCAUCUUUACAGGGUCAAUUACCACUUUUAUACGAUCCUUAUCACAUACAUUCGAUUGAUGCCAAUCCGGAAGCUAAUUUAUUAGCCAAAGACGUCACACUACGAAGAUUUUCAAGAACGAGACUGUUUACUGCCGGUAGAAUACUACACAUAACCUAUAGGAAAAAAACUAAACAGGAAAGAAAAACGGGAACGGGUGGACCCACGUUCGAAAUGAAAUGGGCCGUACCUGAAGAUUUUACCGAAAUUAAAGUCGAACCUAGAAUGUUGUUGGAUCAUUUGCCGGAAAAUUUAGAAAAAGUUAUCGAUACCGUUUUAGGUGAACAAAGAAUCGAUAUAAGUGAUAUUAAUUAUAGGCGUAAUAAAAUAUCUCUCAUAUGA
Messenger RNA from Pediculus humanus corporis (human body louse), 2073 nucleotides. RefSeq names its product lipase containing protein, putative. The transcript is spliced from 8 exons. The record is from RefSeq and is a predicted model, not a curated record. The coding region runs from base 1 to 2073 and encodes 690 amino acids. Gene Ontology annotation, biological process: lipid metabolic process. NCBI's taxonomy places the organism in Eukaryota, Metazoa, Arthropoda, Insecta, Psocodea, Pediculidae.